AUGGCAUAUCGAAUGCCCGAUCGCACGGGUUCGAAGCGAAGUCGGUCUCGAUCGCCCUCCUCGCGCCAUUCCCCAAAAGCCCCGCGCAGAUAUGACGAAACGGAUCGGUAUCGCGAUAGAAGAGAUGGAGAUGAGCGGGCAUCGCAGAACCGGCCUCGGAACAUGAGGGAUCAGGUCCGACUCAAUCAGCUUCAGGAAGACGAGCAAGUGCGGGAAUGGGUGGCGCAAGAGGACAUUUUCGUUCUCAAACAGGCGAAAAAGAAGGCAGAGAUCAGAGUGAAAGAGGGACGGGCAAAGCCGAUUGACUGGCUCACUGUCACGUUACGGGUGAUUGACCCGACAAGGAACCCCCUUGACGAUGAGAUUGCGGACUCGGAGCUCGAUAUAGUAGAUCCGGAUGGUGUAUUCGAGGGACUAUCCCAGGACCAGCUACUCGACUUGGAAAAGGAUAUCGACACAUUUUUGAGUCUUGAGAAGAACUCGCAAAAUAGGGAUUUCUGGAAGACCAUGAAAGUGAUUUGUCGAGACCGUCAGAAGACCACCGCCCCCGAAGGUCGUGCGCUUAGCUCUGUGGCCGCAGAUAUAAACAGAUUAUUGAGUCCUAAGUCUUACGAACAGCUACAAACACUUGAGAUACAGGUCAGGAAAAAGCUGGACUCCAACGAGCCUAUCGAUACCGACUACUGGGAGGAGCUUCUGCGCAGCCUUACUGUAUGGAAGGCUCGGGCGAAGCUGAAGAAAGUCUACCAGGCCGUUAUAGACGAGAGGGUUCGUGGGUUGCGUAAACAGCAGUCUGAAGAAGCUGCAUCUGUGCGGGCCAAGCUGGCCCCUCUGGCGCCAAUUAUCCAAGCAGCACCAGAUGCGGUUGAUAGCGGGGAAUAUCGUGAACUCGACCCUGACCCAUUGCUUCAAAUCCGACCGGAAGAUAAAGUCUUGGAGAUAGUGGACGAAGAUGCAUUCCUUAACCAAGUGGCUCGCGAGCGACAGAAGAUUUUGAAGAUGGGCUAUGUCCCUCUCCGUCAACGGCAGGCAGAAAAGCCAUCGGCGCUUCCCAUCAACCAAGCAACGACCGCUCCAAUUGCCACAGCCUCGACUCGAUUCUCCUCGAUUCCUAAUGAAGACUUCUCACAGGCAACCAAGGCGCUCUAUGAGCGAGAGUUGGCCAAGGGGGUCAGUGAAAACGAGGAGAUUUUUACCGGUGAGGAAGCUGUGAGCACAACUUCCCAGCCACAAUGGGCGAGCAAACACCGACCCCGCAAACCACGGUACUUUAACCGUGUUCAAAUGGGUUAUGAGUGGAACAAGUACAAUCAGACUCAUUAUGACCAUGAUAACCCGCCCCCCAAAGUCGUGCAGGGGUACAAGUUCAAUAUUUUCUACCCUGAUUUGAUCGACAAGACAAAAGCACCGACCUACCGCAUUGAACGAGAGCAUGGACGAAAGCGGGGACAAUCCUUUGCAGCGGCUGGAGAGGAGGAUACUUGUUUGAUUCGUUUUAUGGCCGGUCCACCGUAUGAGGAUAUUGCCUUUCGGAUCGUUGACAAGGAAUGGGAUUACAGCGCGAAGAGGGAAAGAGGUUUCAAGAGCACAUUUGAUAAGGGAAUUUUGCAACUGCACUUCCAAUUCAAGCGAAUAUACUACCGGAAGUAA
Messenger RNA from Aspergillus niger, 1650 nucleotides. RefSeq lists its product as uncharacterized. The coding region runs from base 1 to 1650 and encodes 549 amino acids. Gene Ontology annotation, cellular component: spliceosomal complex; cytoplasm. The transcript has 5 exons. Lineage: Eukaryota; Fungi; Ascomycota; Eurotiomycetes; Eurotiales; Aspergillaceae. Gene Ontology annotation, biological process: mRNA cis splicing, via spliceosome. Gene Ontology annotation, molecular function: protein binding. The record is from RefSeq and is a predicted model, not a curated record.